UCUUGCUAUUAUACAUUGCACAAUGGAGAAAGCUCCAUAUUCCAUGCGGCCAGUUGUGAUAUGACACAUAUAAGCUAGAACCAUUCCCUCAAUUCCCCUGCUUCGUUAAAUCAUAGUCUCACUUGAAGCAUGCCUUAAAUCUUCCAUAUUCUGAUUUGAAGCGUACUGUGUGCCAUGGCCGGUGAUCAUGAGCAAAAUAACACCGCCGCCAGGGCGGAGGCGCGUCUUGGCAUUGGACGGGUGGCGCUAAAUCGCCUGCGGUUUAACCAUGAAUCUCCGACGGCCCGGAUGCUGGACCAAUCCAACGUUGACCGCCUCGUAGACGUCUUCAAAGAAGUUGGGUGCAACAACCGGGACGCGGAACAUUCGAUCCCCGUUGUCAUCACCCGUGACCAGCUUCAUCGAGUGUUGCAACGAUCAGGCCUGUCUGAAGCUGAUUUGCGGUCUAACGACCAUGAGCCUCCCUAUCUUAAACUCCGGAAGAAGGAGGCAUUGAGUUGUCUGCACGGCCAGCAUCGGCAUGCAGCGGCCUGCCAUUUUUUCCGGCAUCGUCCACGGGAGGACCGUUGGUGGACGGUCACACUCUAUGAUCGAGACGCUUUGUUCACGGACGCUCGGCGUGACAUCGCCGCGGGACAUUCAACCAGCGUGUGGUCGUUUUGUGGUGGCGAGGUCUACCGUCACAUCCAACUGGCAACACAGCGGCGUGAUCGUCGCCAACGAAAGCAGUGGAAGUGUCGGAUCCUCACCAAGCAGAAACGCUAUGAUGUGCGACGGUUGCGACAUUUCCCGCAGUACCGCGAGCUCCGGGAUGCGCUCGACUCUCUCCUACCGUUCCGUGCCCUGUGGAAAGGGUUACGGCUGGGCACGCUGCGACGCAAGUUUGCCCUUCGAAGUCCAGAAGUAAGUACUGCCGUGGCGCCGAGGCUUUUGGAGACGACGAACUGACGGAGGAACCCCAGAGGCUCGCUCACUAUGUACGCCGAGUGCACCAUGUAUGGUCCCAGAUCCUUGGUGGCAUCCACCCAGA
Aspergillus wentii DTO 134E9 is the source of this 1030-nucleotide messenger RNA. RefSeq lists its product as uncharacterized. The record is from RefSeq and is a predicted model, not a curated record. The transcript is spliced from 2 exons. NCBI's taxonomy places the organism in Eukaryota, Fungi, Ascomycota, Eurotiomycetes, Eurotiales, Aspergillaceae. Bases 175 to 948 code for a protein of 257 amino acids.